This is a messenger RNA of Dunckerocampus dactyliophorus (ringed pipefish), 3647 nucleotides long. It is a transcript of the gene filip1b, whose product is annotated as filamin-A-interacting protein 1. The coding region runs from base 81 to 3443 and encodes 1120 amino acids. NCBI's taxonomy places the organism in Eukaryota, Metazoa, Chordata, Actinopteri, Syngnathiformes, Syngnathidae. The transcript has 6 exons. The record is from RefSeq and is a predicted model, not a curated record.
CUCGGACACCAUGAAGAGGAGCCGUCGUUCAGCGUCUCCUUUGAGAAAAAGGACAAGCGCGGCGUGACCUGCAGGCCAACAUGCGAGCCAGGAAGUGCACCAUGGAGACCCAAGAUGAUGGAGAAGGGAAGCCAAAAUCUAAAGGCUUCAAGAAGCAAGAGGAAAACGCAGCAGAGCCUUCAAAGAGGAAGGUCAAAGUCCAGCGAGAGGAGAAGGAGAAAAAGAUGGCGAAAUUAAACUUGUCCAAGAAUGAUUUGCUCCAGCUGCUGGGGAUCAUGGAGGGGGAAGUCCAGGCCCGAGAAGACAUCAUCAGCCUGCUGAGGUCGGAGAAAAGCCGAAUGGAGAAGUUGGAAUCGCAUUAUGGAUCAGCCCUUCCCGCCGAAGCACUGAAGGCCCUGCAGAGGGAUGGCAUGGUCACCCAGGACGAUGGCUGUACGGACGACGUGUACGAGAAGCCAAUUGCCAAGCUGGAGCGUCUGGAGCACAAGCAGAAAGAGACGUACCGCCGCAUGUUGGAGCAGCUGCUGCUCGCCGAGAAAUGUCACCGCCGCACCGUCUUGGAGCUCGACAGCGAGAAGCGCAAACAUGCCGACUUCAUGAACAAAAGCGACGACUUCACCAACCUGCUGGAGCAGGAGAGGGAGAGGCUAAAAAAGCUGCUGGAGCAGGAAAAGACCUACCAGGCUCAUAAGGACAAAGAGCACAACCGACGGCUGGAGAAGAUCAGAGCAGAGUUGGUCCAACUCAAGUCAUUCGCCCUCAUGUUGGUGGAUGAGCGGCAGCUGCACAUGGAGCAGCUGGAUCUGCAGAGCCAGAAGGUCCAAGAGCUUGCUCAGAAGUCACAGGAAAAAGAGCAGCGGUUAGCGGCAGUCACCGACGCUGCAAAGGAAGACAGCCAAAAGGUCCUCAAGCUUGAGGCCGAACUGGAGCACAAGGUGGCCACUUCCAAACUAGAGCAUGAGGAGAUGACCACCAAACUAUCCAACCAAGAGUCCCAAAGUCGACAACUGCGAUUGAAGCUAGCUGGACUUGCGUCCAAGAUUGAAGAGCUGGAGGACAGCAACAAACUGCUGCAGAAAUCCGAGGAGGAGCUGCAGGAGCUGAGGGAGAAGAUCAGCAAUGGUGAGUGUGGGAGUUCCUCCCUCAUGGCUGAGCUGGAAACUCUCCGGAAGAAGGUGCUGGAAAUGGAAGGCAAAGAUGAGGAGAUAACCAAAAUGGAGACUCAGUGCAAGGAACUUCGAACGAGACUGCAGGACGAGGUGAACGUCAGCAAGGAGCUGAGGCUGGAGGUGGACAAGCUGCACAAGAGAAUGGUUGACCUGGAGAAACUUGAGGGUGCUUUCAGCAGGAGCAAGACAGAAUGUUCUGCACUCCACACAAACCUGGAGAAAGAGAAGCGUGUUGUGACAGACCUGGCCGGCGAGCUGGAGAGGAUCAAGACACGGCUCAAAGAACUGGAGUCUCUGGAGGCCAAGUUUGAGAGGGCAGAAAUGAUACUCAAAGAUGAUCUCAUGAAGCUCAAGUCCUUCACUGUUAUUCUGGCGGACGAAAGGAAAAACAUGGCGGACAAACUGAAACGGGAAGAGCAGAAAAGCGAGGAUUUAAGUAGGAUGUUCAAGGCAGAGGAAUGUAAAGUUACGGCGGUCACAGAGAAGCUGAUCGAAGAGAGCAAAAAACUUCUCAAAGUUAAAUCUGAUAUGGAGCUCAAAGUAACAACUGUGACUGAGGAGAAGGACAAAAUCAAAGGGAAACUGACAAGCGAGGAGGAGAGCUGUCGGCAGCUGAACAGGAAACUGUGUGGAAUGAAAGCAGCAAUGGACAAACUAGAGGAAACGGAGAGGAUGAGGACAAAUAAACAAGCGGAUGACAACAACAGAAUAAAAGAGCUCACGCUAGAAAUUGAAAGCCUCAGGAGCCGCCUCAAGCAACUGGAGGUUGUCCAGGGUGAUUUAAUGAAGACAGAGGAUGAAUACGACCUGUUGGAGAAGAAGUUCCGGACGGAACAGGACAAAGCCAACUCUCUCUCCAAACUUGUAGAAGAAAUGAAAAGUCAGUUGGCCAGGAGCAAAGCUGUGGAAAAAGGUGAGGUCAUGGGUCCAGAGGCCCAGCUGAGAAUGCGCUGCAAGAUGGAAGAGGCAAAGAGCAGAGAUCUCGAGGUGGACAUUCAGGCCUUGAAGGAGAAGAUCCAUGAACUGAUGACCAAGGAGGACCAGCUGUCUCAGCUGCAGGUGGAUUAUUCCGUCCUCCAGCAAAGGUUUGUGGAGGAGCAGGAGAGCAGGAAGAGUAUCAGUCAAGAGGUAGCCAACCUCAGCCAGGAACUGGAAGCCACCAGAAGAUACAGCCGCGCCCUGAGGCCUGGAAUGAACGGAAGGCGGAUGAUGGAUGCUGCGCUUACAUCCACAGCUGUGCAGACUGAUGUGUUGGCCAAUGAGUCUGCCGAUGAUGACACAGCGGCAGGCUUCAUCCGCAAGUCAGUCCUGGAGGAGAAACACCUAAUGAGCAAUCUAAGGCAGCGGGGUCUCAAACAGCCCAGUGUUCUAGAACGUUACCCGCCAGCGUCAGCAGAGUCAGAGGCCAGGAGGUCGUGGAUGCCAUGGAUGAAGAAGGGAGAGGCCAUCUCUGUCAAGCACACCACUCCUGAGAGGACGCCUCUUCUCUCACCUGAGGUUUCCACGUCCCAAAAGUCAGGCCAGCCGCUUCACAUCCGGGUGACCCCUGACUCUACGAACAGUACAGCCACCUUGGAGAUCACCAGCCCACGAGCUGAGGACUUUUUCUCCAGUACCACCAUCAUCCCAACCCUGGGUCUUCAGAAACCUCGCAUCACCAUUGUCCCAAAGGCGACAGGUGUGACUGGGAAAACCAAAGCCUGCGACAUGUCUGAUCGAGCCAUGUCCCCAGUUACCAUAACAACCAUCUCUACAGCCAAAAGUCCCAGCAAGAGUGGCUCUAAGGAUCCCCAGCCUGCCGUGUCCAUCAUUACGGUCAGCACCAGCCCGGUAACAGAAGCGCAUGCUUCACCAGAAGGUCACAGAACAAGCACGAGCCGCACCGUGAUCCAGGAUUCUGGUGCCGCAUCGCUUCGAAAUUACAACAACAACAUUGUGACAACGGAGGACAACAAGAUUCACAUCCACCUGAGGCCGUCAGACCAACGGGAGAUCCCCAUGGGGACAGUCCUCCGUUCCCCUCGCCAACCCUCAGGCGGGAGCAAAAUGACCAGCAGCUUAACCAUCACACCCGCCACCUCGGCACCGUGCAGGCCCACGCAAUCUGUGCCCAGUUGGGAGGUGCAGUCGGCCACACCACUCCCUGUGUCAAGGGCUUUGACAGUCAGCAGCAAGACUCUGGACGCGUCCACGGCGACAAAGUUAGAGUCACGUGAGGGCCAGCUGCUGAAAAUCGAACUGAGGAAGUCCUCUGCACCAAUAGGGGAGAGCUGAGCCAUCAGGCGUUGCCAUGGCAAUCUCUUGAGGUGUGAUCGGGGAUCUGAUCUGAUCAGCUGAUCAUUUUGGCAAGUUAGAGUCAGCCAACUAUUGAAUGUUUUCUAUGCUGGACAUGGCCCCAGUCAGUAAAUACCCUUUUAAUCUCACCCAUCACUUUUAGGAGGUUUUCAGCCACACUGUGUAUUGAAUUGAGUAUCCAAA